Messenger RNA from Botrytis byssoidea, 1761 nucleotides. RefSeq lists its product as uncharacterized. The transcript is spliced from 3 exons. NCBI's taxonomy places the organism in Eukaryota, Fungi, Ascomycota, Leotiomycetes, Helotiales, Sclerotiniaceae. The record is from RefSeq and is a predicted model, not a curated record. Bases 1 to 1761 code for a protein of 586 amino acids.
AUGGGCACUACGAUAGAGGAGCUAGAAGGAAUGUUCGACGACCACCCCUCGUUAAACGCAUCUCUGCAGGACUUCGAACAAGGAAACAUAGAGAUAGAUCACAACCCACCUCGCCGUUUUGGUUAUCCUUCCCAGCAUUCGGGCUUCCGCAGCGACACGGACUCGGAGGACGACCUAAGAGACUCGGUAUCCAGAGGUGGCUACAGUCCGCCAGCAUGGAGACGAGAGGAAAACGGCAACCGAAGCAGCGGCUUUUGGAAUCGGCGUAGUAAUAUAUUGGGAAAGAGGCACAGGGAACUUUCUAGAGAAAGCAGUCCGGAAUAUGAGAGUGCUGAUGAGGGAGGUGGAUCUGAUCCGACUCUUGCCGCAGCGCUAAGAACCAGAUUACCAACCGGUUCAAUAUCACCGGAAAAGAAGAGAAGCCCCUCGCCAGGUCCAUAUCCUUCGGGAAAUGAUGAUUUUGGAAAGAUGUUUGGCGCGGUAGUUAAACAGGAGGAUGGCCACGAAGGCGCUUCGGUACCUUCCAUGGAGAACCCCAACAACUUUAUUCGAUUCGCAUUUAAAACCGAAGUACAACAUCGUACAGAACCGUUUGAAGCUGCAUUUUCAUCUAUGAGUUUAAAGUUUGAGAAGAUCAUGAGUUCAUGGGCUUCCGUAUGCAGUGCGCUUGUGAUCGCGAUUAUUUCCAUCUUGACAUUACGAACACUAUUUCAACCUUCACAACUACCACCAGUCCCGGAUCUUAUUAAGGUCGCGGGACUUGCAAGAGCUUUUGAACCUCUAAUAUUCUAUUCAGAAAAUGGAAUUCAACAAAUCGGCGAUAUACAGCAGACUGGUAUUGCGGUCUGGGAUCUUGGUGAGAGUGUACGCUCAACAAAUAUGACGUCUGCGCCUGUCAUUGUUGCAGAACUCGAUGAACUGAGUGAAACCCUCAAAACUUUGUCUGUUGAGUUAACCAGAUUCUUUGCUAAUGUUGACGGAGAUGUGGAUGGUAUCUUGAUCGUUAUGGAUUGGGCAAAACGAGAACUUGCUCAACUAAAUCAUCUGCCGCCAUCUCCUCUUAAUUCAGCUUUUGAUAAUAUACACACGCUUCUUAGCCGAGUAGGAGUUUUCGAAACUCCUACUGGAACACCGACCAAAAUUGGCGUUGUCGCAACGAAUAUAUUCGGCAUGUCAUCGCCUCAAAGAACACGUCAAACACUUCAAAGAACAUUCAACGAGUUCCUAUCAGUGCUUGAAGACGCUAUUAGUUCCGAGCUCAACCAUGCUCUUCAUCUCUUUGCCAUCUUCGAAAAGAUCGAUCAUCAAUUCAAAGCAUUAUCUCGCAGCGCAUCCCGCGAGCUAGAUACCCAAGAAAUGGACGAAGACAAACUUCUCUCUUCACUCUGGACCAAACUUCUCGGUCCCUCCUCCAGUACCCUUCACAAAUUCGAGAAGAACAAAAAGCUUCUCGCCAAUAUCCGUUCUAAGACUAUUCAAAACAAAUCUGUUCUUCUCGAUCAUAACGGCAAAUUGUUAACAUUACGAGCAAAUCUAGAUUAUCUAAGGAAAAAGUUAGUUAGUCCCCUCGUAAGGACAAAUAGCAGUACGAUUCGAGUCGAAGAGCAGAUUCAAGGUCUAGAAGAUGCGAGUGGAUAUUUAGGAAAGGUUAGGGAAACGCAAAAGGGGAAGUUGAUGGAGAUGCUAUAUGGUGCAGGAAGCGGGAGCGCAAGGAGAGUAGCAGGAGCAAAGGCGGUUGAGAUUGAAGGGAGAUGGGAAUAA